UAACGAUUUGAAAUGAGUUCAUGUCCACGACUCCACGGUCCACCCCAAAUUUGGAUAAUCGUACCCUUGUUUAUUUUGAAUUAACUUGAAUACCAUUUUUUUAUCUUUCUUUCAUCUCCACUAAAAGAAGCUCCCGGUUUUCCUCUAGAUCUGAGUCAGUUCAGCCUCACUGCGAUAAUCUAGGGUUUGAAGUUUUGCAGCACCAGUUCCCGAGGAACUCAAGCUAGCUAGGUUUUGAGUCCCCAAUUUUAGUGAAAUACUAUAACGCAGUCUAGCAUUGUAGCUCGCGGUGUUAAUAAUAUAUGUGUAUAUAUAUAUAUAUAUUAAUUUAUUUAUUUUAAUUAAGUUCUGCUGUGCCGAAUUCCCUACGUUGUAGCGGUGGAAUCGCUAAAUUUCAUUUUUGACUGAUUUUUGCUGUCCCAAGACUUGGAUGAUGGAAAACUGUUAAGCAAUCCUCCGAGAUUGUAUAGAGCUUGCGAGAUUUUUUGUUGUGGGGAAUCGUGUUCAAACAAGAAUAUAUGUAUAUAUGUGUUAUUGCGUAGUCAAACUUCGUUGGGAGUUUCGAGCUGAAUCGUGCGUGGUUGAGAAAUUCCAGGUUGAUACUGGAAGGUUUGGUUCAUGGGAGUUUGGAGCUUAAAUUAUUGAAAUUGUUCAGUCUACGGAGUGAGCAAUCUGUACAUUGUUCUCAGUUGAUCCAAGACUUUAGUAUAUAACCCCUGCUAGUUCUUUUGGGUGGGUAUAGAUGUAAUUCGGGUUUGAUAACUUGCUUUGUUUUGAUUGUGAAACGGGAUCAAGUUAAGUAGAGAUAUGUGGGUUCUGAGAUAAGAAAGUGAGUGUGUGAAAGAUGGCGCUUAAGCUUGCGGCUGCAGAAGCAGCUAAGGUGGCUAUUCUGUCGAUUGGUCGUGGAUAUGAUAUCUCCUUGGAUCUUAGACUAAAGUAUUGUAAGGGCGAUUCGCGUAUGAUUGAGAUUAAUGAGGAUCAGGGUCGGGAGAUUAUUCUUCCAGGUGGAACCUCAGUUGCAGGUGUUUCGAAAUCAAUCAAAUGCGAUAAAGGAGAGCGGACACGGUUUCGUUCUGACGUUCUGACUUUCCAGCAGAUGUCAGAACAAUUAAAUCAGGAACUGUCAUUGACUGGAAAGAUUCCUUCAGGGCUCUUCAAUGCGAUGUUUGAGUUUUCUGGUUGUUGGCAGAAAGACGCAGCAUACACCAAAACUCUUGCUUUUGAUGGUAUGUUUAUAACACUGUAUACAGUCGCACUAGAAAAGUCUCAGAUGGUGCUUAAGGAUCAUGUAAAGAAAGAAGUUCCAGCAUCAUGGGAGCCUGCAGCUUUGGCAAGGUUUAUUAGCAAGUUUGGGACUCACAUCAUUGUGGGUGUGAAGAUGGGUGGGAAAGAUGUAAUUUACAUGAAACAGCAGCAUUCCUCAUCACUUCAACCCGCUGAUGUGCAGAAGAGAUUGAAGGUGAUGGCAGAUAAGAGGUUCUUGGAUGCAAAUGGACAAAAUGAAUUAGGUUCCGAGCAAGUAUACCAGAUUGAGAAGUUUGAAAUGAAGGAGACUCGGCUCAGGUUUGCAGAUACUGUCACAUCAAGUUCGUAUUCACAUAAAGAUGAUAUCGUUAGCAUCUGCAAAAGGAGAGGUGGAAGUGAUAGCAUAAAUUUGAACCAUCAGGAGUGGCUACAAACAGUUUUGAAGGAGCCUGAUGUUAUUUCUAUGUCCUUUAUCCCAAUAUCAUCCCUACUAAAUGGUGUCCCAGGAAGUGGCUAUUUGAGUCAUGCAAUUAAUCUUUAUUUGCGAUAUAAGCCGCCGAUUGAAGAGCUCCAUCAGUUUCUGGAGUUCCAGCUUCCUAGACAGUGGGCGCCUGUAUUCAGUGAUCUUCCACUUGGUCCUCAGCGAAGACAGCAAAACACAACUUCCCUGCAAUUUAGUCUUAUGGGUCCCAAACUUUUUAUAAAUGCCACAGCGGUUGAUGUAGGUAAAAGGCCUGUAACUGGUCUUAGAUUGUAUCUUGAAGGUAAAAGAAGCAACCGCUUGGCUAUUCACUUGCAACACCUCUCCUCUCUUCCAAAUAUUUUCCAACUCGAGGAUGACCCGAAUGGCAAUUUUUGCCAUGAAUCAUAUGAUCGGAGAUAUUACGAGAAGGUACAAUGGAAAAACUUUUCCCAUGUAUGUACGGCGCCUGUUGAAUCUGAUGAGGAACUUUCCAUCGUCACUGGAGCACAAUUACAGGUCGGGGAUUAUGGAUUUAAGAAGGUUCUUUUCCUUCGUCUACGUUUCUCGACUGUUAAAGGAGCUAUUUCAGUUAAGUAUCCAGAAUGGGAUGGAUCCCCUGGGUUGGCCCGUAAAUCUGGACUUAUUUCAACUCUAAUUAGUCAUCACUUCACAGCAGUCCAGAAACCACCUCCCCAGCCGGCUGAUGUGAAUAUUAAUUCUGCUGUGUAUCCUGGGGGACCUCCUGUUCCAAUCCAAACUCCCAAACUCUUGAAGUUUGUUGAUACUACAGAGAUGACAAGAGGGCCACAGGAACCACCUGGCUAUUGGGUUGUUUCGGGAGCAAGACUCGUAGUAGAAAAGGGGAAGAUCUCACUUAGGGUAAAGUAUUCGUUACUUACUGUCAUUCAACCUGAUGAUGAUGUGCUGGAAUAAGCUUUGUACAGGCUGUUUGUUUACUUAGAAGUUGAGCACUUGCGGUUGCGGAUUGAAAUGGACGGCUGUAUUGACAUAGAGACCUUACAGACGACGAGCCACAAAGUUCCAGAAUGGCAGAUCAAUGAUGGGCUGCACAUCCAUUUUGAACUUGAGAUGUUACUCGCCCCUUCUUCCUAAUCCUUGUUGUAUCAAUAUGGUUAUUUUAUGUAGAUUCCACAAUCAGGUUUUCUACAUAAAUAUUGUUGGAACGUUUUCAGAAAUGUCAGUGGUUGAUGAAGCCAAAUUAUAGUUUGUAGGAAACAAUGCUGCAAGAGUUUAACCUGGUAUAAAGUAGAUCCAUGUGUAAGAUGGUUUGUACAAGUUGUUGCAGUUUUCAGUGAUGCCCAUACAUUAUUCAGAAGUUCAAAUUUGUCUCAUGUAAUCAAAAUUUCAAGUGAUGUGUACAAAAGAUUCCAAAUUGAAGUAA
Salvia miltiorrhiza (redroot sage) is the source of this 3110-nucleotide messenger RNA. Its product is annotated as MACPF domain-containing protein At4g24290. The record is from RefSeq and is a predicted model, not a curated record. Gene Ontology annotation, biological process: regulation of salicylic acid mediated signaling pathway; plant-type hypersensitive response. Gene Ontology annotation, cellular component: plasma membrane. The coding region runs from base 845 to 2641 and encodes 598 amino acids. The transcript has 7 exons. Lineage: Eukaryota; Viridiplantae; Streptophyta; Magnoliopsida; Lamiales; Lamiaceae.